Messenger RNA from Botrytis deweyae, 2676 nucleotides. RefSeq lists its product as uncharacterized. NCBI's taxonomy places the organism in Eukaryota, Fungi, Ascomycota, Leotiomycetes, Helotiales, Sclerotiniaceae. Gene Ontology annotation, molecular function: zinc ion binding. Bases 1 to 2676 code for a protein of 891 amino acids. The record is from RefSeq and is a predicted model, not a curated record. The transcript is spliced from 2 exons.
AUGGCGUCCAUGACAGCCCCAACUCCAGAUACGCUGGUUACCCUCAAGGUGAAUAUUGAGGGUAGCAAUCGAAGAUUCAAGCUUCCUCUUCGUGAUCUCGGUGCUAGCACUCUUCCCGAUAAGCUUCGAUUCCUUCUCGCCAUCCCCACAACUUCCGAGGCUAUCUUUGAGAGAUACUCCGAUAGUGCUGCUGCCUUCAUCGUACUCGAUGCAACCAAUCCUUCAGUUUACAAACAAUUGUAUCGUGCUGCCAAGGCGAAGCUUAAGCUUAGACUCAAGGUCACCAUCAAGGACAAAGAACCGGUCGUGCCAAAGCCAGCUUCCGUCGAGGAUGAAGAAUCAACUUCAGCCAAGCCUGUUGUAGCACAACCUGAAUACCCCUCAUUCACCAUCCCCGUAUCACACCCAUCAACCACUGAGAUCCCUAACGCCAGACGCAGCGUAGCUUUCGACUCGGAGGCGAGAACGGAAGCACAAUACAAGGAGUCAAGUGCCGCUGUGCAAGUGCAAUCCAAAGUACAAGAGCAGAUUGAAGCAAUUAUCUCCCUACAAAAAUCCUUUGAUGAGAUGGCUGUCUCUAAUAAUCACGCUGCUUACCAAACAGCAAUCGAACACGCAAAGCCACUUCCUGCCUACUUGCUGGACAGAUAUGACGUGGCUUCAGGAAGCUCAAAGUCACCAGAACCUGUUGUCAGCUCGUUCUCGGUUUACUGUAACAGUUGCAGUGUCUCUAUUCCAGAUAUCCACUAUCAUUGCAGCACCUGUGAUAAUGGUGAUUUCGACUUGUGCCCAGAGUGUAACGAUGCUGGAGUCACCUGCAAUGGUGAUCAUUGGUUGAUUAAACGCAUCGUGGAUAAGGGUCAAUACAUUCACAGCACAACCGAAAAGCUCGCCCCUAAACAACUUUCUGGCUACAGAAAUACCAAGCUUCAAUUCUCCGACUCUAAGAUUACCCUCGUCGCUCCCGCAGUCGAAGAGAAGGAACCGGUUCCCACCCGCACUUGCAACAGCUGCAUCUCCGAAAUGUCCGAAGAGAACUUUGUCACUUGCAUCGAUUGUGCAGAUUUCGAUUUGUGUAUUCAAUGCCACGUAUCAUUGAAACAUGGCCACAACCCUAAGCACGCUUUCGCUUUCGUGGAUGAGGAUGCUAACUUUGGUCCAAUGGCCUCCGCUCUUCUCGCCGCAGGUCGUAACGCCUCUCACUCUGCUAUUUGUGAUGGAUGUGAUAGAAACAUCUUUGGUGUUCGUCACAAGUGCCUUGAUUGUCCAGAUUGGGAUUACUGCGAUGCAUGCAUUGCGAAUGCUACCUUCAUCCACCAAGGUCACAGAUUUGUACCUCUCUACGAACCUGUCAGCCGCUCGUGUGCCCAACAACAAGCUAGCAGAGUUCGUCAUCAUGGUAUUUUCUGUGAUGGACCUCUUUGCAAAAACAAGCACCACACCGAAGAUAAUCAUGGUAACGUGGCUCCCGCUUAUAUCACUGGAGAUCGUUACAAAUGUGCUGUCUGCCAUGACACCGAUUUCUGUUCUGUUUGUGAGGCCAGUCCAUCCAACACUCACAACAAGACCCAUCCUUUGAUUAAGUUCAAGACACCUGUUCGCAAUGUUAGCGUUACCACUCUUGGUGAUCAUCCAAAUGGUAAACCCAUGGCACCAAUGGGUGAUCGUUUUGCUCCAACAAUUUCAAAGGCAACUGAGACCACUCCAACUCAGUCCACCAAUGCUGCAACACAAGUUCAAACUGUUGCUGAAGUUAAGCCUGUUGUUGAGGCUAAACCUGUUGAGGUUGAGCCUGUCUCUGAGAUUAAGGCUGUUGCUGAGGUUGAACCGGUUGAGGUCAAGGAGGAAGUUAUUGAGGAGGUCACUGAAGAAGCUCCAGCUCCCGUUGAAGAGGAAUUGGUUGCACACUUUGUUCGUGAUGCAGUCGCUGAUGGUACCAUCAUGACACCAAACUCAGUUUUCGAACAAACCUGGUAUCUCCGCAAUGGUGGUAAGACAUCUUGGCCUGCAGGUUGCAGUGUUAGAUUUGUUGGUGGCGAUAACAUGUGUGCUGUUGACCCGGAACACCCAGCCAGUGUACAUGAACUUGUCAGUGCUGCUGAGAGCACAACUUGUUAUACUGAAGUCGCUCCUGGUCAAGAAUACGGUUUCACCGUCUUGAUGAGAACUCCAAACCGUGCUGGUAGCUUCAUUUCAUACUGGCGUCUUACCACUCCUACUGGUGAUAAAUUUGGCCACAGACUUUGGUGUGAUAUUACUGUCAAUGAGCCAACUCCAGUCAUCAAGACUGAAGUUGCUGAGACUGAAGCUCCUAAGGUUGAAACUCCUAAGGUUGAAGCUACCAAGGUUGUAGCUCCUAAGGUUGUAGCUGAUGAGCAAGAGCUUGCCUCCGAAGUCUCAUCCAAGGUUCAAGACUUACCUGAAGCCGAGACUAGUCAAAUGAUUUUCCCAAAGCUUGAAAAGGAAUCUCCAAUCUCAAGCAUUCAUGAAGCUCAACCAUCACCAAAGGUUGUUCCAACUUCCGAAGAAAUUUUCAACGAUGACUUUGAGGAAUUCAACCAAAACUUCGAAGAUGAUGAGGCUGAGGAUGGAUUCAUGACUGAUGAGGAGUAUGAUAUUCUCGAUGCCAGUGAUGAGGAAUACCUUGCCGAGCAAGAAUCAGAAUCUAAGAAGUAA